This is a messenger RNA of Ophidiomyces ophidiicola, 2349 nucleotides long. RefSeq lists its product as uncharacterized. Gene Ontology annotation, molecular function: ferric-chelate reductase activity. The record is from RefSeq and is a predicted model, not a curated record. Gene Ontology annotation, cellular component: plasma membrane. Bases 1 to 2349 code for a protein of 782 amino acids. The transcript has 7 exons. NCBI's taxonomy places the organism in Eukaryota, Fungi, Ascomycota, Eurotiomycetes, Onygenales, Onygenaceae. Gene Ontology annotation, biological process: iron ion transport; copper ion import; intracellular iron ion homeostasis.
AUGCGCCUCCUACCGAUUCUCAUUACGCUGCCGGGCGUGGUGGUUGCGGGUUUAGGUAUUCCUGAAUCCGCCCGUUGCAUCAUCUCCAUCGGCGAAGCGCUAUCCCGCCUUAGAUUCCUCAACCCCUCCCACUCUUCCUACACAGCAUACGUUUGCACGAAUCGGCUCUAUGUUUAUUCGAUGUAUGCUGCUUCUAAAACUUACUGCACUGCUUCUGAAAUAUAUGAUGGCCUACGGGUUAUUGACAGAGACUGUGAGCAAGAGGGCUUAACGAGGAUACCCUAUGAGGAUGUUGAGCCAGAGUUAUCUGACGAAUAUCUUGCUGGGUUGAAGCGUGUGGAAUAUGGGGAAUUUAAUAAAGGGACGGAAUUACCAGAACCGGUUCUCAUUUCGAAAGAUUAUUUUCAGAGGGCAUUUAGGACAAAUAGAGCAUGGGCAUUGGAGACAUGGGCACAUCAUGCCUUUGGGGUUGCUUCCUACCUGUUUUGGGGCACUGUUCUAUUCUGUGGCAUUCUCAGUCGUUUAUACGAACAUUAUCUGGCCAGCAGGGCCCUAGAAAAUGUCUAUGACCAGGAAAGAGACUCGUGCGCGAGAACCAAGCUUCCCCGCUGGCUUGUGAUUCUUGAGUUUGGCCGCGAUUGGGCGAAAGCCCAUCUAUUUUUUCCUCCCGCUGUCGGCGAUUAUCAUCAACGACUCUUAUAUUGGUGUACCAUUCCAACCCGCAUGGAAGCGAUGGUAAUUGUUUCAUUUUACCUACUCAGCCUUGGUUUAACAGUAAUAGGACAUGAUGUGUUCAAAGGAAAUCUCCAUUGGGAUGAUGUUUUCACGCAAACAUGGCGCUAUCUCUCUGAUAGGACAGGAAUAAUGGCAUACGCCAAUUUAGUUGUCCUGUGGCUUUUUGGUGGUAGAAAUAACCCCUUUCUUUGGGCUACGGGCUGGAGUUUUGGGACAUUUAAUCUGUUCCAUCGUGCCAUUGCAAGAGUUGCCACCAUACAGGCAAUAAUCCAUUCUGUGGGAUAUACUGUGUUGACUUUGAAUACGAACACUUACUCUGUAUAUUGGCCGUCAGCCUGGUGGUACAUGGGUGCAGUGGGAACUAUUGGCAUGAGCCUCUUGUUAGGAUUUUCUUCUAUUUGGCUACGGCGCAACUAUUACGAAGUAUUUCUGCUUAUUCAUAUCCUCCUUUCAGUAGUGGUCCUGGUUGGAUUAUUCAUUCACACGAGUAUUUUCGUCGGGAAAUAUAAUGCUUAUGAUAUUUAUCUAUGGCCUGUUGUCGUUGUUUGGGUGGUGGACAGAAUUGCCCGCCUCGUCAAACUAGCACGCUGCAAUUUCCACGUCCAGCGCAAUGGUAUGAAAUUGAUAACAUCAAAAGGACGAGCUAAUUACGAUCGAGCAUCUAAUCUCAUACGCCUCGAAAUCAGCCCCGGCUCUUCGACGCUGCUUCCACAGCCAGGGCAGUUUUAUUAUAUCUAUCAGCCAUUGAAAUGGAGGGGUUAUGAAAGUCAUCCAUUUACCGCGGGCAGCUGGGCCGAGAGUCCAAAGGUUGUGCAGGAUGGGAUGUAUACGCAUCUCAACACCGAGAUGACCAAGGACAGGGCGGCUGCUAGACGCAAAAUAAUAUUUUGGAUUCGUCCUUUCAACGGCUGGACGAGGAGAUUACGUUCCGAGUGCCUACGCUCCCAAGACUAUACUAUUCAUUCGACAUUCCUGAUUGAAGGCCCAUACGGAAACCCAAUAUCCCUUCAUACGUAUGAAAACGUAAUCCUAAUUGCUGGGGGUACCGGAAUAGCGGGAGUAUGGCCGCACCUUGAGGAACACAUGAGACGCUCAUAUGUAUCUGCGAGAGGCCUAGCGACCGAGCAUGGCCCAGAAACAUCAGAUAUGUCUGAAUCUCUGCCGAGCGCGGUAACUUGCACAAAAAAUAUAACUCUGAUAUUUGCCUCCAGGCAGCAGGCGCUUAACGACGAGCUAUUUUGUAGUGAAACACUAUCUUUACUUGAGCAAAAAGGCGUCAAGAUUGAAUUUUACUCUACGUCGCAAUCUGACAGACCGGCACUGUUAGCAGACGAGAACACCGGGCUUCUAUCACAAGCUCAAGACACCUACGGGCCCCGCACUUCAAUUUCCAUUGCCAUGAAACAUGGCCGUCCGGAUAUCAAGAAAUCAGUGAGCCAAGUGCUAUAUGAUACUUUUGGGAAUGAUCGUUCUCUUCGUGGGGCUGGUACCCAAACGGUUGUUUUGGUCUGUGGGCCAGCGGCAAUGGCUGAUGAAACAAGGGCUGCGGUUCGAGGAGCAUUGAAAGCUGGGUAUAGGGCAAUUGAUUAUUAUGAGGAAGCAUUUAAUUGGUAA